UUCUCCACCACCAUGGACGCUUCCCGGAUGUUGGCUGGCAAGGUGGCCGUGAUCACGGGUGCAGCCAGUGGCAUCGGCAAGGGGACCGCAGCCGAGUUUGUGAAGAACGGUGCCAGAGUGAUUCUCGCAGACAUCCAGGACGACCUCGGCCGCGCCGUCGCAGCGGAGCUCGGUCCCUAUGCGGCGUACUUGCACUGCGAUGUCACCGAGGAGUCGCAGGUGGCGGCGUUGGUCGGCCUUGCCGUUGCGCGCCACGGUCGCCUCGACAUCAUGUUCAACAACGCCGGGAUCAGUGGCAAGGUCCUCACGCCUACCCCACUGGGCCUCCGCGACUUGGCGGACUUCGAUCAUGUCAUGGCCACCAACACCCGUGGCGUGAUCGCCGGCGUCAAGCACGCGGCGCGUGUCAUGGUCCCAAGCCGCGGCGGCAGCAUCAUCUGCACGGCCAGCACCGCGGGCGUUGUUGGCGGUGUGGCGUUCCCACCGUAUAGCGUUUCCAAGUCGGCGGUGCUUGGCCUUGUGCGUGCCGUGGCGGGGGAGAUGGCGCGCUCCGGCGUCCGGAUAAACGCCAUUUCACCUAACUACAUCCCGACACCGAGAUUGAUGGCUUUUAUGGCCGAGCGCUACCCUAGGAUGAGCGAUCAGGAGCGUAAGCUGGUCCUGGAGAGGGACAUGAAUGAGAUGGACGGGGUCGUCCUCGGAGUAGAGGAUGUGGCCAACGCGGCCGUCUUCCUUGGGUCCGACGAGUCCAAGUAUGUCAAUGGUCACAACCUUGUCAUCGAUGGGGGAUUCACGGUUGGCAAGGAGCCAAACAUGCCUGCACCGGGACACUGA
This is a messenger RNA of Hordeum vulgare subsp. vulgare (domesticated barley), 834 nucleotides long. Its product is annotated as momilactone A synthase-like. Lineage: Eukaryota; Viridiplantae; Streptophyta; Magnoliopsida; Poales; Poaceae. Gene Ontology annotation, molecular function: oxidoreductase activity. The annotation marks the transcript as partial. The transcript is spliced from 2 exons. The record is from RefSeq and is a predicted model, not a curated record.